Mycosarcoma maydis (corn smut) is the source of this 4482-nucleotide messenger RNA. RefSeq lists its product as uncharacterized. Bases 1 to 4482 code for a protein of 1493 amino acids. NCBI's taxonomy places the organism in Eukaryota, Fungi, Basidiomycota, Ustilaginomycetes, Ustilaginales. Gene Ontology annotation, cellular component: mediator complex; core mediator complex. Gene Ontology annotation, biological process: regulation of transcription by RNA polymerase II. The record is from RefSeq and is a predicted model, not a curated record. Gene Ontology annotation, molecular function: transcription coregulator activity. The transcript has a single exon.
AUGCCAUCAUCUCCUUAUGGCGCAAACGCUUCCACCUCCCACCAGCAUGUGAAACAAAACGCCCAUCCCUCCGCUCCUUUGUCCCGCACCUCACCAUCUCUACCUCCAAAGCCCACAGUCGCCAUGAACGGCAACGGUCACUACCAUGCUGCUCCGACAUCGGUCGCCCUCGACAAGAACAAGCAAACCGCAACCUCUUCUCACAACCUCAUGAUUGGCGUGCCUCCAGCAGCUACUCCAAACCUCUCACUUGCCCAAAGUCGCCCACCCGAUUCCAAACAGUCGAGCGAUGCUGAUGGCCAUCCAGUCUUCUUGUCCUCUGCCAAAGGAAAGCAAAAGCAAGUCGAUCCCAUCCACAUUCCUCUUGCUCAGCUCGAGCAAGAACUCCCUCUCGAAGAGGCCGAUCUCAUCUCACUCGCCGCACUCGUCGAGAGGCUCGCCAACUUUGGCUACGAAGCCCUUCAAAACCUAGCAGAGACUCUCCCUUCGCUGCCUUCCUCGUCCAAGCGCGCAAAGAUCUUCAACACGGCCCUCAAUGUACGCAAACAAUUCAUCAAGCUCCUUGUCCUCGCGCGCUGGUCCAAAGACAUCUCUGAUCUGCAAAAGUCCAGAAACAUCAUUGCGCUCCUCUCAGAGCAGCAAUGGCAACACGAGGACGUCUUUGCCGGUCUCACCGACAUCCGCAAAAUCUUGCCCAAUGCACGCAUGAGAAACGCCGACCUUCCCACCGCCAUCGAUGUCUUGCACACCGGCACCUAUCGAAGGCUCCCCGCCAGCAUCAAGCAAAUGGCUGUCGCUCCAAAACCUUUUACCGAUCAACAGGCGCUUCUCAUCGUCUCUCGUCUCGAAGAUGCGCUCCGCACCCGCAUGGCCUGUCGCGAACUCGUACCCGCUCCGCUCUCCAACUACACAAUACAUGACGGCAAGGUCCACUUUCACGUUCCUGGCCUCUUCCAAGCCCAGCUCACUGCCAGUGGCUCGGCUCAACACGAGCUCACGCCAUCUUCCUCCGAUGACAGGUGGUGGCUGCUCGACCUCACUUUCGACGUCAUUGCAUCUGGCUCAUGUGCCGCCUCCUGCAAUCGCGCGUUCCCACGCAAGCCAAAGAGAGCCUAUCGAGAACGUUUGCGCGUUUGGGGCGAUCAGCAGCUCUCCCCCGUCAUCCAAAGCGAUGGUGUCGACGAGUCCAACGCGCGUCCACUCGACAUCGCUGCAGACAAAACCGAGCAAGGCACAGAUGUCCAGAUCGCUCCCGAAAAGCCUACAGACGCUCCUACAGUCAACGAAGCCAAUCCAGCAAUAACCGCCACGCACCAUGACGACUCGCUCAUGCCAACUGCUCCUGUCCAGCGUGACGCACCUCUCUCGAGACUGUUCGCCUUCUUGCAAGAGCGUGCUCUGCAUUACCAGAUGGAUAUACUACAACACCAGGCUUACGAGCUGUGCCGGCUCAAUUGGGGUUCCAACCUCCGUAUUGAGACGGCAGAGCGCCCAAGGAAUCUCACUGUCCACUAUUGGACUCAGGCGCAAGGUGCGGCUGGCGCGACUCAACGUGUAGAAAGCGCCGCAGCUGGAGGAAGCGUCCAGAUUACCAUUGUCGAUUUGCCAGACACACCCGGUGCCACAGAGACUCUUGCCGCUUUGUUCGAUGGUGAUGAUGAUCAGUCAAGUACCACACAUGACACAGCGAGCCUCACCACAGUCAAGCGGAGGGGGCUCCAGGUAACUUGGGACGCUGACCGCAGCAUUCUCGCCGAUGCUCAGUCCAACAACCUAGCCAUAUCUCCACACAGUCUCGACAUAGAGGCGCUGCUCAGCUCGGUCAUCAAGCAACACACUCUUGCCUUAUUGCGCAACUUGCAGCGUCGAAUCCUCGUCAGUGACCAUGCUCUCUCUCGACUGCUCCGCCCCGAGGACUGUACCCUUUGCCUAGAGCACAUCCAAAGGCAAGGUGACGAGUUUUCUACCGCCACAGAGACCACCACUUUCAACUUUCUUCAGAUCGAUCUGCACGCAAGCCAGCGUCCACGCACCGCCAAAUCCAAACCCAAUCCCAAACCCGAGCAGCGCUCAGCAUCUUGCCUCGCUCCGCUCCGCCUUAGCGUCGAUCCCGUCACUGGACGCUUGCUCCUCGACUCUGAACCAGCUCAAUCCACCACCGAUCUCAGCUCAGAGCAGACAUCUCAGCAAGCGGCCAGCUUCACAGCGUCUAUCCUCACAACACGCCCGAACUACGCGCGUCUUGCUGAAGCGUCUGACCGCAUAAACGAGUCGAUCGAUGCGCUUCUUGAUGUGCUAUACAGACUGGACGUGUUUGCUCGCGUCCAAGAGUGGGAGAGGAUGGCUUCCUAUCUCGGGCUUCGUAGCGUCCGCAAGCUCGCUUUGCGUCCGCAGGACCUCGCCAAGUUGGGCGCCUCGACCUUGGCGUCGGCUGAGGCAGCACCUCAACUGUUUCUCCCGCUGCGCCAGAGCUUUGGCGGCUACUUUUUGGCUUUACAGCCCUCCGAAUUGGCUGGCGUUAGCAUUGCUUUGGUCUACGUUGUCCAAGUCAUGGAUCCUACAGGCACACCCGCUUUGAGUGUACAGUCGAUAGAAUGGCUCGACAGAGCCAAGAUCGCUGCAGCGGCGUCCAAGGUCGGGAGCAGUGGCGAGGAUGUUGGUCAAGAAUUUGUAGCCACUGAAGCUGGAACAAAACGCAAAGCUCCACCAGGCGUUCAAGGUGAGACCAACGACGUCGAUGCCAACUUUGGCUCUUCGGAGCUGACGAUCGAAGAGCUCGCCGAUGUUCACUCGUACUGCAUCGCGCUUGUGUCGUACUUUCGCGUGGAGCAGCAGCUGCGCAUGCGAGGUCUUCCGUAUCUGCACGUCGGCAGCAACACUAUGCGUAGCUCUCCGCCAUGCAAGCGGCAAAGGCGACAACAAACCGCCGAUGCACGCGAUGACGGACUUUUUGGCGAGGAUGCGAGUGGCGGUACUGCGAGCAGCGACGACGAAGCAUUUGCAGGGCCAGCCGGUGUUGCAGGCGUCGCUGCUCUGGUCCCAUCACUCUGUCUUCGAUCGAUCGACGUACUGGGACCGUCGAAAUCGCACCUGGCCAAACCCAACAUCUCGUUACGCGUACGCCACUGGGACGACGACGAAAAGUUGUGCGUCGAAAUGCGUAUCAAGCUGCGUAUGAAAUCACGCCAAUUUCGCACACUGCACGAGGUGGUGGCGUUGGCGGCUAGCUCGGACCAGCAGUCUACAUGUGCACUGACGUGGAUCGACUUUGACCGAGAAGCGUCGCUGUUGACGUUGACGACACGCGAUCUGGAUAACUGCAUGUCGAUAUUCCACACGCACUGGGAGCGCGUAAUGCGCAUGGUGCAGCUCACACGAGAAGUGCUGAACGCGAGUCGAGCAUGGCAGCAGCGCGCACUGCGUUUACGAAGGAGCUGCAAAAAACCCGGCGAGCGCGUGGAGCUCUGUCGAUUCGAGUUGGACAGCGUCGUGUUUUCGUAUGGGAGCAUCAAGGUGGAUGGGCUAGAAGCCAAGUUGUUGGUGCGCGUGCGUUGGCAAGACGCCAAGCUGGAGAUGCAAGCUUUCAGUCCUAUCGGCGUGACGCAGAGUGGUGGCUACAUUUUAGAGUUUGGCUCGAUGCGCAGUGUGCAAGUGGAAGCAUUGGACCAGGAUGCACAGCUGCGAGAAGAUGGCGUGUCUAGGUGGUUUGACGAGACGCACUGUUUGGCGAAUCCACACAAGGUGAUGGCGUUGGAGCUGAGGCGUACUGUGAAUGUGGCUGCUCGGUCCGCAGCGAUGCAUGCUAUGCUUCAGCCGCAAGCGGAACGCAUCGUGUGGCGCGGGUUUCUGGAGCUCUUGCAGCACACUUUGCCGCUGGUACGCGAGAUGGCGCCACUCGUGGACAAGUGUCUGACGCACGCGCACGUGCCAGAAGUGGAGAUCAAGAGCGCGACCUGGUUCCGAUUCCGGUUCCAGGAUCGAUACGCGAUCGAUGUCCGCUUGGCCACACGCUCGAGGCUGGUUGUAUCGGAUGCUUCGCGCGCGCUGUUUGCGAGCGAGGUGCGGACGAGCGAGAGCGAGAGCGAGAGCGAGACCACCGAUGCGGUGCCUCUCGAUGCGGUAUUUGGCGGUUCGCAACUGCUCAACGACUUGCUAGACGCAACCACGCUGGCGCGCAAGUGCAGUAAGCCCAAGACGCGGAUAGCUGCUCAACUGUCGUCAGCGCAGUUUGGGCCGAUCCCCAAUAUCGAGCAUGUCCUGCGCAGUGUGCAUGCCAAGUUGGAUGCGAUCACGUGGAUCGAUGCGCGUGAUCAUCGGUCUUCUGCCGCGCGCUUGCGCGUAUACGAGCUCGGUCGUGCUCUGCUCAUUUCGCUUCCUAGUGCUUCGCACCCGAAUGCACAAGCUGCUUACCACGCCAUCGCCCACCUCGUCCCUUUGCUCAUCGACCGCGUCGAGGCACAGCUUGCUCGCUCCACUCCCUAA